AUGGCACCAAAGGCAAGUUCAGGGUCUAGUGGAGCCCCAAAGGGAACCCCAAAGAAAAAAAGUGCUGAUGAAGGAGAUGGUCCUGCUUCAAAACCAUCAAAGACCAAAAUCCCAAGAACCUUUGUAGUGAGGCCUUCACCAAGUGUAAACCAUAAAUCAGUUGCUAAAGUUUAUUUGCACCAAUCUAUACUGAAAGCUAGUGACAUUACUGCUGGAUCGUUAAUUAAUAUCUCAAGAGAAGGGGAAGCUGGUGUCUUAGCUAUUGCAAAUGCAGGUGAUGAAGGAUGUCCAUUGAAUGUGAUUCAAGUGUCAAAUGCAUUAAGAUCUGUAUCAGGACUAAUGUUUGGUGAUAGAUUAGAGAUUUCAAAAGUUACAGCUCAACCUGAAUAUUGUGAUAGUAUAACCAUUGGUAAUGAAGCUGGAAAAGAGCUACCUAAAAGAGCUUUAAAAGCUGUGGAGAAGGUAUUGGAUGAAGUGGGAAUUGUUAUGCCAGGGUUAAGAUUUCAAAAUUUCCCAACACCUGGUGAAACUGAAAAUGAUGAAAAAACAUUAGAAAAUUUAGUAAUUGUUGAAAGUGAAGCAUUACCUAACGUUGCAAAAUUACAACUUGAAGAAAAUGAUAAUCCUGAUAGUGAUAAUUUUCAAAGAUUUAUCUCACCUCCAUUAUUAUUCAAGAGAGGUAGCACAAAAGUUACAUUUUCUCAAGAUACUGAACCAUUAAGCAAAUAUUUAUUACCAAAGACAACCACAUAUUCAUCAGUUGGUGGUUUAAGCCGUCAAAUUGAAUUAUUAAAAGCAUCAAUCGAAUUACCUUUACAUCAACCUACAUUAUUUUCAGAUUUUGGUAUUACACCACCAAGAGGUAUAUUACUUCAUGGUCCUCCAGGUACUGGUAAAACAAUGUUAUUGAGAGCCGUUGCAGCUGAGACCAAUGCACAUGUCUUGACCAUUAAUGGUCCUUCAAUUGUUUCUAAAUAUUUAGGUGAAACUGAAUCUGCAUUAAGAGAUAUUUUCAAUGAAGCAAGAAGAUAUCAACCAUCAAUUAUUUUCAUUGAUGAAAUCGAUUCAUUAGCACCAAGUAGGUCUAGUGAUGAUUCUGGAGAAGUUGAAAGUCGUGUUGUUGCCACAUUAUUAACGUUAAUGGAUGGUGUUGGUGAUAGUGGUAGAUUAGUUGUUGUUGCAGCUACAAAUAGACCAAAUUCUGUUGAUUCAGCUUUAAGACGUCCUGGUAGAUUCGAUCAAGAAGUUGAAAUUGGUAUACCUGAUGUUGAAGCAAGAGAUCAAAUUUUAAAAUUACAAUUUGAAAAAAUGAAACGUCAUAAUCUUUCAGAACAAGAUGUUUUCAAUUUAGCAUCAAGAACUCAUGGUUAUGUUGGUGCUGAUCUUGUUGCUCUUUGUAGAGAAUGUGUUAUGAAAACAAUUAGAAGAGGUUUAAAAUCUUCAACUCCACAUUCACAAUUAUUGGUAACUUUAGAUGAUGUUGAAACAGCAUUACCAGAAAUUCGUCCAAGUGCAAUGAGAGAAAUCCUUUUAGAAAUGCCAAAAGUUUAUUGGAGUGAUAUUGGUGGUCAAGAAGACUUGAAGAUUAAAUUAAGAGAAAUGAUUCAAUUACCUUUAGAAGCUUCAGAAACUUUUAAGAAAUUAGGUGUUUCAUCACCAAAAGGUGUUUUAUUAUAUGGUCCACCAGGUUGUUCUAAAACAUUAACAGCAAAAGCAUUAGCAACAGAAUCAGGUGUAAAUUUCUUAGCUGUUAAAGGUCCAGAAAUCUUCAAUAAAUAUGUUGGUGAAUCAGAAAGAGCUAUUAGAGAAAUUUUUAGAAAAGCUAGAGCUGCAGCACCAAGUAUUAUAUUUUUUGAUGAAAUUGAUGCAUUAUCACCUGAUAGAUCUGAAGGUGGUCCUACAACUUCAGCUGGAAGUCAUGUUUUAACAUCAUUGUUGAAUGAAAUUGAUGGUGUUGAAGAAUUGAAUGGUGUUGUUAUAGUUGCUGCUACAAAUAGACCUGAUGAAAUUGAUCCAGCUUUAUUAAGACCCGGUAGAUUAGAUAGACAUAUUUAUGUUUCACCACCAGAUUUUGAAGCAAGAUUACAAAUUUUGAAGAAUUCCACUACAAAGAUGUCUUUAUCAAAAGAAGAUGUUAAUUUAGAAGAAAUUGCAGAAAAAACUGAUGGUUGUUCAGGUGCUGAAGUUGUUCUACUUUGUCAAGAAGCUGGUUUAGCUGCAGUUAUGGAAAAUCAAACUGCUGAAAAAGUUGAAAAAAGACAUUUUGAAAAAGCUUUGAAAUCCAUUUCUAGGGGUAUUACUGAAGAUAUGUUAGAUUAUUAUCGUAGCUUUGCCAGUAAGAGUGGGAUAGAUGUAUAA
Molecule: messenger RNA, 2358 nt
Organism: Hansenula ciferrii
Lineage: Eukaryota; Fungi; Ascomycota; Saccharomycetes; Phaffomycetales; Wickerhamomycetaceae
Gene: AFG2
Product: AAA family ATPase AFG2
Exons: 1
Coding region: 1-2358 (785 amino acids)
Cellular component (GO): cytoplasm
Molecular function (GO): ATP binding; ATP hydrolysis activity
Source: RefSeq, a predicted model, not a curated record